GAUUAUUUUCUAAAUCCAAAUAUAAAGACCAAUUUUUUCAAAAAUCUAAAGUAACUUCCUGAAAAGCCACUGCCAGGCCAAACGUACCUAAGAAAGAAAAUUUGGUUCUCCGCCGGGCUGCCGGCCACGAUCUCCACCGCGCCGUGAUCGCAGUGUCUGUGGCGUUCAUCAUCACUAUCGAAACAACUAAUUAAAGGAAAAGAAGAACCAGAAAUUGAGAAUUUGAAACUGAUUCGUGUUCUUCCCCUUCAUCGUUCGCAGUGGUUUUUAGACUUUCGGUCUAAAAUUCGAAAAUGUCAAUGACAAACGAGUCAAGUUGGGUAGGCAGGAAAGCCGUGAAGCGCAUUGGUGGAAUGUCCGACGCUCUUUCAAUUGCCGCCGAUCUCGGUUUCACCGUCUCCUCCACACCUUCAUCUACAUCAUCACACGAACCACCUCAGAUUUCGUCCCCAACAAAUGGGGAAAAAGGUGAAGAUUUGAUCAGGGUUUUGCGAGAAUUAACUUCUGUUCAAAGAAAAAUUGCUGAUUUACAAGUUGAACUUCAAGGUCGAAAGGAUGAUAAAAAUGUUGCACAUUUGACACAUGUUAGUGAAAUGGAGAAAAAGAUUGAAACUUUGGCAAAGAUUACUACUAUUCUUAAAGAUGUUAUUCAUAAUAAGGAUCGCAUUAUAGCUCGUCUGCAGCAGCCAUAUUCCCUGGACUGCAUUCCUGUUGAAGCAGAAUAUCAGAAACAAUUCUCUGAACUACUAAUGAAGGCAGCUAGUGAUUAUGGUGCCUUGACAGCAUCAGUGGCAGAUUUUCAAUGGAGUCAGAAUUUUAAGGAACCUCCUUCAGUUUGGGGGGAGAUGCUUCGACCAAUUCCUGUAGCGUUGGCAUCUUGCACUAGAUACUUUGAAGCCAUGUCAGCCAAAAGAGAGUCAUUUGCAGCUCUUCAAAAACUGAGAGUGGGCAAUUUUGAUUCCUCUGUACCCAUGACACCAACCAGAGAUCCUUCCCAAAGACUACCAGGAGUAUCUGAUUCUCUAACUUCACUUCCAUCAGAAUAAUUAUACAAAGCCAAAGGAUCUUGUCUCACCCUCAUUCAGUUGAAGUAGAGUGUUACUUAGUUUCCAACAUCAAUCUAUCUUUUGUGAUAUAUCAUACUUCAAUUGCUUGUGUAUAUCAAUUAUUUAUGGAAUACCACUUGUGUUAAAAGAGUUGUUUAUUA
This is a messenger RNA of Trifolium pratense (red clover), 1207 nucleotides long. Its product is annotated as AUGMIN subunit 2. Gene Ontology annotation, cellular component: mitotic spindle microtubule. Lineage: Eukaryota; Viridiplantae; Streptophyta; Magnoliopsida; Fabales; Fabaceae. The record is from RefSeq and is a predicted model, not a curated record. The transcript has 6 exons. Bases 294 to 1046 code for a protein of 250 amino acids. Gene Ontology annotation, biological process: microtubule organizing center organization; spindle assembly; microtubule nucleation.